Messenger RNA from Porites lobata, 1954 nucleotides. The record is from the annotation of a GenBank genome assembly. Lineage: Eukaryota; Metazoa; Cnidaria; Anthozoa; Scleractinia; Poritidae.
AUGGUGAAAUCUUAUUGUGUUAAACAGAAGAAACAAACAGAAUGUGUAGAACCUUCGGGUUAUAAAACUGCCAAAAAUGGGAGACUUAUGUUUUGGUGCACCUGUGCUGAAUGUGGAAUAAAAAAGUUUAAAUUUGUAAAGAAGGGAAACCAAGUGGGCCCUCUCAAGCAGGGGGCGAUUUAUUUGACACCGCUGUAGGAACCGCUACUGAUCUGUUUGUCCACCAUGGGCUUCCAUGGAUGGGUAAAAAAGCAGUUGAAAUGGGAAGAUAUUAUGGUUCCGAGGCACUCAGAAAUCCUAAAUUACAGAAAAAAGCUAUCGAUUACGCUUUGGACAAAUUGAGUCCGAUGAUCCAGAAUGUCGGUUCUCAAGCUCUUGACCAAUUAUCAACCAAAAUACGACCAAAGAAAAACUACAAAACAAACAGAAAAUAUUUGGAUAGUGGUGCUUUGGAUAUCCACAAGGCCAUUGGUAAAUUACCAAGACCCGCAGGCGGAUUUUCUUUACCCGGCCAUAAAUACACAGGCCCUUACAAUGAUUUAGAAAAUCAAGUGAGAUACAAUCCAGAAACUGGUGAAAUAUUAGAAAUUUAUGAUCAACCAACUGGGCCAACCGAUGCAGUGGCCAUGCAACAUGAUAUUGAUUAUAGUGUUUGCGGUGAUAACCGAAAGGGCAAAAAUAAAGCUGACCGUAAAAUGGUAAAAUCGUUAGACGCCAUUUCCUAUAAUGAAAGGCAACGGGGCCACUGGCUAGCUAGAAAUCUAAUAAACACAAAACAGAAACUCGGACUUGGUUUAAACUAGAAAGGCCUUCGGGUAUUAGUUGGCAACAACAAUUAGCGGAAGAAUUACACAAACCCAUAAAGCGCAACUUUACUCGGCGGCGCGUUAUUAUAAUUGGUAUUGACAAAAUUUGGUGCUCUGAUCUGGUUGAAAUGUAACAGUUCAGUCGAUGGAACAAGGGUUGCAGAUACCAUCUGAUGGUACUAGAUCUAUUCUCCAAAUAUGGCUGGAUUGUCCCAUUGCAGGAUAAAAAGGGAGAAACUGUCACGGAAGCAUUCAAAACCAUCUUCAAAGAGGGCUGUAAACUACAAUAUCCUUGGACUGAUAACGGGAAAGAAUAUUAUAACAAAAAUAUCAGAGAACUGUUGGAAAAGAAUGGCAUAACACUAUACUCAACCGAGAAUGAGGAAAAAUCUAGUGUGUGUGAAAGAUAGAACCGUACAAUUAAAACCAAAAUGUGGAAGCAGUUUACUGUCCAGGGUAAUACCCAAUAUCUUGGCAUACUACCAAAAAUACUGGAGCAGUAUAAUAACACUAAACACAGUUUCAUUAAAAUGACACCUGUAGAAGCCAGUAAAAAGAAGAAUGAAAGUGCCAUGUAUUUCAAUCUAUAUGGUGAUAUGGAGCAAUUGUCAUCUGAACCCAAAUUCAAGGUUGGUGAUAAAGUUAGGAUAAGCAAGUACAAGAGAAAGGUGUUUGGUAAAGGGUAUACACCUAAUUUGACUGAAGACAUAUUCCUGAUUGAUAAAAUCCAAUCCACAAACCCAAUUCUUACAAAUUAAGGGAUCUCAACAACGAGGAAAUACAGGGCAGCUUUUAUGAACCAGAAUUACUGCCGGCAAAACAGGCUGUAUGUCACAUUAAAAAGGAGAUAUUAUCCAGAUGCUAUAUUAGUAGCAGGACUGGGGGAGAAUCAGGAUACUGAUGAUAAGAGGCUAGAUUCAUACAAGAAAGGUUACACUCGCGGCCAGCCUGAUCUAUUGGUACUCAAUUAUCACAAAGAUUAUAAGGGUCGCUGUAUUGAAUUCAAAUCACCAACUAAUAAUUAUCAGGUAUCAGAAGCUCAAAAGGAGAUGAAGAAGAAGUACCUCAAUAAUGGUUAUGCAUUUAUACUCAGUAAUGAGUAUGAUAGAAUCUGCAAAAAUAUUCACGAAUAUAUGAAAGAUAUCAGG